UCAACUCCCACCUUCUACGAACCAGCUGCCAGGUGAUCAGAUCAUGCCAUAAAAUCAGCCGACCUUGAAUGCUCAGUGACACUUCAGUGUACACAACCAAUUCCAUUCCAUCUUCAACUACUGCUGCUGCAAUUUCUCAACCGUCUGCGCUCCUCUACAUUCCCUUGCUCUUCAGGAUGUCUUUCCAGAUGAGCCCCGAUAACACCAUAUAUUGGUAUCGCUCGCUAUCCAUUACCUCGGUGUUUACUGACUAAGCAUGUCUCUUCUAUCACAAUUUAAUUGUUUCUUCGAGGCCUCUAAACAUCACCAAUGGCGUUCAACCGUGGACAUUGAAUUUAAUGUUCUUGUCAAAAAUGGUACAUGGGAUCCUGUACCUCCUAAGCCUAGUUAUAAUCUAGUAGGCAACAAACGGGUGUUUCACAUAAAGAGACAUGCAUAUGGUCGUGUUGAGCGUUUUAAAGCAUGACUGGUGGCUAAGGGAUAUCAUCAGCAACAUGGUGUGGACUACACAUAAACCUUGAGUCGGUUAAGACAAGAACUAUACAUUUAUUACUAUCUUUAGCCAUCACAUGACAAUGAAGAAGUGUUUACAUGCAGAUUGACAUCCAAAAUACCUUUCUACAUAGUCUCUUACAAGAGGAAGUUUACAUGCAACAGCCCUAAGGAUACUUUUCCAAUCAUAUCUGCCGAUUGAAGAAGAGCUUAUAUGGCCCUGAAAUAGGCUCCUAGAGCCUGAUUUUCUAGGCUGAUAGACAUUUUACAGCAGAUGGGCUUUGUUGGUUCAGAGGCAGAUUUCUUCUUAUUCACUCUUUACACUGCUAUUUUCUCUAAUUUCAUCCUCAUAUAUGUUGAUGAUAUAAUCAUCUCCGGGACUAACUCUAUUGAAAUUGAUAAGUUUAUUCAGCAACUUGGUGCGACUAACUCCAUUGAAAUUGAUAAGUCUAUUCAACAACUUGGUGCUGUCUUUCUAGUUAAGGAUUUAGGAACUCUAUCCUAUUUUCUUGGUGUAGAAGCCUUGGUUGAUGGACAUGAUAUGUUUUUGACGCAAAGAAAAUAUGUAGCUGACCUGUUACAAUAGGUUCACCUACAUGAAGCCAGGCCUUGUUCAACUCCCAUGAGUACCACUUGUAUUCUAUCUAAGUUUGACAGCUCUGACUUUCAGAUCCUCAACUCUAUCGAUCGCAGCACUAUUGGUGCAUUACAUUACUAAUGAUUCACUCGUCCAGAUAUUGCUUUCGUGGUUCACCGUGUUAGCAAAUUCGUGCAUCAACCCAAGGACAAUCAUUGUCAAGCUGUCAAAUACAUCCUUUGAUACUUAAAAUCCACAGUGAGCUAUGUCGUUCAUUUUAUAAGCACCUCAGAUCACUCUUUUCGGGGGUUCAGUGAUGCUGAUUGGGCUGGUGACAGAGAUGAUAAACGUAGUGUUGGGGGCUAUUGUAUUUUUCAUGGAACCAAUCUAACCAGUUGGAGCUGCAAACAGCAACAAACUGUUGCUUAUAGCAGUACUGAAUCAAAGUAUAAAUGCCUCUCAAAUACAGCGGCUGAAAUACGUUGUCUCCAAUCCAUUCUCCACGAUCUGCAGCUUCCCUUAGUAACCAGUCCAAAACUAUGGUGUGAUAAUAUUGGAGCUACUUACUUGUUCUUUAAUCCAAUUUCCAUGCCAGAACUAAUUAAACAUAGUGAAAUUGAUUCUCACUAUGUUAGGGAUCAAGUUUUAGUAAAACAACUUCAGGUCUCCUUUCUAUCUUCUAGGGAUUAGUUUGCAGAUUUAUUAAAUAAGCCAUUUGUUUUCAGCUACUGCAGGAAAACCUUCAUGUUCAAGACCUACCCAUUCGAUUGAGGGGGCGUGUUGGAGAUUGAAUUCAAAAAUGAAAUUUCUUGCUGAUAUUUCGGGAUAACUAAUUUGGUUGUUAACAUUGUGAUGUUAUCCUUUAGUUUUAAAAUAGCUAACGUAGAGGAGAAGGUUAACGAUAAUCUAUCUGUAAAGCCUUAUACACUGUAUUCUUUUAAGAUUGCAGAUUAAUAUACAACUCUAUCUCAUGUGAAACUCUUUUCCUUGUGCUUUCCUACACUUUCAAAGAUGCUAUUUUUGUCGUGGUUCAUUUAAAAUUGAAAAGCUUGAAAUGACUAUGGAUCACUUGUGAUGAGAUCCCAAUGGAGCUAAGUGAAUUGGCAAGCUAAGAUUCUUAGCCAGCCAUGGCUUUAUAUGGUCAUGUUGACAUAAAGAAUGUCUUAAGCUUUGAUCAUAUUAAAAUAUUAGACUUGCAUAUAAGGUUGGAGAAACAAUCGUGGACUUUACCGGCGAUUAAGAGAUGGGUUUUCUCUCUAUUAGGAGUAACAAUCAGCAUGUCUGAUGGGCUGUGGUUAGUGUUGAUCCUUUCAGUACAUUAUGAUAUGGUCGGUAUGCAUGGUUCUGCUAGAUUCUUUGGUGUCUGGCAAAAACGACAAGUUUCUCGGAAAAAUGGAUGGUUAGGGAUAUACCUUAAGAUUCUCAGUUAUCUUGAUCAAUCCAUGUUGACCAUCCUAUCCUAAAAUAGCAGUAGUACCUAAAUUUAAGGCAUGAAUUUCCAUGCCUGUUUUUUUCGAGGUAUGAAUUUAAGGUACCCUCUCCUUUGUCAUUGUUGAUACUGGUAGAAAAUGCUGCAUAGCUUCAAUCAUUAAAAUCGGAAUCGGUGUAGUCAUACACCCGAUAGAAGUUCACUCGGCGUUAACUCGGUGUAUGCAACAAUGGAAACACUUCGUGGACCUCAGCUUACAAUGAACGAUGGUGCUACACUGGUGACAGAGGUGGUAUCGGAUGAUGAUUCGCAUCUUUGCCUCUAUAUAUUAUUGCAGGACAUGAUUAAAAUUGGUGACAUGGUUGUUGGGUUUGACAUCGAGUGGGGCUUCAAAGGGACUUCUGCUAGCAGAUCAGGAAGCACUUCUAGCAGAAACACCGAGAAUCAUUCUCAGUCUGACAAGUCAGAGCACCUUCCUAGGAGAGUAGAACAUCACAUUGCUGUGUUGACUUUCUGCACAAAACUUGGCUGCGUCCUAAUAAGGCUCUCUCCUAAUCAUAUCUCGCCAUCUCUAAAACGCUUUCUCUCGAUUAAGGACAUUAUGUUUGUAGGAGUUCAUAUCAAGGAAGAUCUUCAAAGGCUAAGAUGUGUUGACGGUCUGGUGGUUCGGAAUGCGGUGGAGUUGAGUGAACUGGCUGCUAAAAUAUAUGACCAACCUCGAUUCACUGCUUAUAGUGCAAGGGAAUUGGCUUACAGAAUAGCUUCACUAAAAGCUGACUCAAAACCUCUCAAUGUUUUAUGGUCAAAUUGGUUUGAUCAUACUCUUUGCCCUGAACAGAUUGAGUCUGCAACCAUUGAUGCUUAUGCAACGUACAAGAUUGGCAAAAAGCUUAUGGAAAGCGGCAGUAGCAGUGUCAAGAGGCUGUUCUCAUAAUCUCUACACUUAUGUCCAACUUCAGCCUUGAGGAAUUGUCGUGUCUGUCUAUUCAAUAAUGCAUGUCAGAUUGAAAAAUGAUUGUGUUCUGUCGUUGUCGUUGUCGUCCUCUGAGUUCAUUGUUAGCCGAUGGUGUUCCUGGUAUUUCAGAGCCUUGCAUUUCUUUUGUAUUUCACCAUUUAGACCAAUGUAGUACUCUAUUAUUAUUGUUAUUAUUAUAAAUUAACUUUAAAUUA
Molecule: messenger RNA, 3668 nt
Organism: Populus nigra (black poplar)
Lineage: Eukaryota; Viridiplantae; Streptophyta; Magnoliopsida; Malpighiales; Salicaceae
Product: protein RISC-INTERACTING CLEARING 3'-5' EXORIBONUCLEASE 2
Exons: 2
Coding region: 2728-3432 (234 amino acids)
Biological process (GO): nucleobase-containing compound metabolic process
Cellular component (GO): nucleus; cytoplasm
Molecular function (GO): nucleic acid binding; 3'-5' exonuclease activity
Source: RefSeq, a predicted model, not a curated record